ACCUAAACAGCACUACCGUAUCAACAUCACACAUGGGCAACCUCUGCGGUAAACAGUCCAAAGACAACUUCGACGGCCCGGGGCGCACACUCGGUUCCGCGCCUGCGCCCACAACACGCGCAUCCGUACCCAACAAUGCCGCCGCCCCAAAGCCAAAAGUCGGAGGCCCACCGCGCACAUUAGGCGACAGCAAUAAGCAAGACGAUCCAAAAGCAGCCGCCGCCGCUGCAGCCGAGGCCCGUGCAAACAAAUCCACCUCCGGCGACCUCCAAAAGAAGCUCGACGCCCAGAAACGCCAGACAAAUAACCAGACCCUCCAACAAGCCGCAAACGAGAACCGUCUCGCACGAGAAGCAGACCAAGCGACCGAGACGAGGAAUUACAAUUAAAGAGACUCUCUCUCUCCCUGCCCUGUUCGAUUGAGAGU
Messenger RNA from Bipolaris maydis ATCC 48331, 427 nucleotides. RefSeq lists its product as uncharacterized. The record is from RefSeq and is a predicted model, not a curated record. NCBI's taxonomy places the organism in Eukaryota, Fungi, Ascomycota, Dothideomycetes, Pleosporales, Pleosporaceae.